CCCGCUUGGCAUUCCUGAUGGCGGAGGAAGAAAAGACCGGGCAAAACCCAUGAAGUAAAAUUUAGAAUUUCUUUUAUAAUAUCAAGAAGAUAUUUGGAGCCAAAUAAAUCCUCUGUUACACAAAAUCAAAAAUGGCAUACCGUUGGCAAACAGAGCCAAAUCGCACUGAACCACAGGAAGGUGGAUAUGAUACCCAAAAAUUUCACCAUACAAACCAGCACCUUUCUCCCGUGCCAGUCAGGUUGGGUUUUGAUCAGCUAGUGGAAGAGAUCAAUAAUAAAACUCCACUGUCUGAAAGCGAAAAAGAAGAAGACACGUGUUUUGUGCCAGAUGCACCAAACUUGGGUUCAGAAUGGCAAUCCAUAUAUGGAACACACCCAAGGCACUUCAGUGAAUUCACUUCUCAGAGCCCUGACUCCUCCCAGCUUCAGUUUGGAAAACCAUCAGCCAUUGGUUUUAAUCCUGCUGUACUACCAACCCAUCAGCUCAUUCAGGAGGGAGCCUCCUGGAGAAAUCCCACUGGAAAAUAUCAUGGCGUGGAAUAUCCCAGAUUCGAUACUGUACCUCCAUCAUCCACUGGCCUGGGCAAAUGUAAUCCACAAGGACAAUCAGGAACCAAACAUCGUAACUACUGUGUAGAACAUGAAGGCACUAUCCUCCAUCAUUAUUCAUCCUACUCAAUGGACUCUACACCCAAUAGAGAGAAAAGAAGAAGCAGAGAUGUGGACCUUGUAGAACCUUCUCUGGAGUUCUCUAAAGAUUCCUUUCUACCCAGGAUAUCGGAGAACGUGUCAGUGGAAAGCACAGAGCCGGUUGGUUGUCCCAUUGAAAUAGUUGAGGUACCCCAAGGGAGUAACAAGAGGCUGGCCUGCUUUUGUAACAAAGUAAAAAAGAUAAGAGAAUUAUACCAUGCAAGUGACAUUAAUUCCAAUUCUGGGAAGAUCUGGGCCAUCACCACAGCCUAUCCAUCUCGGCUCUUCACUGACACCAAAUUCAGAGUAAAAAUUUCUGUGGGUAACUCAGCCAAACUCCUUCUUCUUAUGCCACACGCUAAUUAUCUUGUCAAGGACCUAAUUGCUGAAAUUCUACUUUUAUGUGCAAAUGAGCAGCUUUCCCCCAAAGAGUAUCUUCUAAGUGUAUGCGGUUCUGAAGAAUUUUUACAGAUGGGUCACUCUCUAGGGAGCCACAAAAUAUUCCAGAAAAAUAAAUCUGUCAUUCAACUUCAUCUUCAGAAAAGCAGGGACGCUCCAGGAAAAUUAUCCCGGAAGAGUGAAGAUGACCACAGUCCGUUUCAUCUGAACCAACUUCUAGAAUUUACACAUAUUUGGAAAAUAUCCAGACAAUGCCUCUCCACAGUAAUGAAAAAAUACAACCUCCGUGUCGAACACCUGUUGAAAGCCCAGGAAGACGUGGAGGAGAAACGUUUGUCAUCCAUGUUUUCUAGUGACCAACACACUUCUCAGACACAUGUGAAUAAUGUCAUUGAAGAAGUUAAAAACAUAUGCAGUGUUCUGGGGUGUAUUGAAACCAAACAAGUUUCAGAUGCCAUAAAAGAACUAAAUCUAAUUCUGCAGAGACCAUCACAGAAUUUUCAUCAGAACUCAGAGACUUCAAGAAAAGGCUUCAUAGAGAGAGUGACAGCGGAACUAUCAAAGUCCAUCUAUCAGCUAAUUGACAUGUACUGCAGUAGCUUCUGUACAGAUUUCCAGCCUGUGCACACACCCGGAGGUGUCUCCCAUGCCCGCGAUGGGCUCCAGUCCCACCUGAGCUUCACGGUGUGUUCCCUGCACAAUGUUCCAGAGACCUGGGCACACAGCUACAAAGCAUUUUCGUUUUCCUGCUGGCUCACAUAUGCUGGGAAGAAGCUGUGCCAAGUGAAAAGCUGCAGGUCCCUGCCAGUCACAAAGUCAUUCUCCUUUUUGGUCAACUGGAAUGAAAUAAUCAAUUUUCCUCUUGAGAUAAAAUCACUUCCAAGAGAAUCCAUGCUCACUAUAAAAUUGUUCGGGGUUGACUCUGCCACCCACAGCACAAAUCUGCUGGCCUGGACCGUCCUUCCACUGUUUCCAAGAGAAAAGUCUGUGCUGGGCUCUAGGCUGUUCAGCGUGACAUUACAGAGUGAGCCUCCUAUGGAAAUAUUAGCUCCAGGAGUAUGGGAUGGGAGCCAGCCUUCCCCACUGACCCUGCAGAUAGAUUUUCCAGACGCCGGGUGGGAGUAUGUGAAACCUGAGUCUGAAGAGAACAGAUCUGACCAUGAAGAGCCGCCAAGAGAGUGUUUAAAACACAUCGCCAGACUCUCGCAGAAGCAGUCGCCCUUGCUACUCUCUGAGGAAAAGAGGAGAUAUUUGUGGUUUUAUCGUCUCUACUGUAACAAUGAGAACUCCUCCCUCCCUCUGGUUUUGGGCAGCGCCCCUGGUUGGGAUGAAGGGACAGUUUCUGAAAUGCAUGCAAUCUUGAGAAGGUGGACAUUUUCACACCCAUUGGAAGCUCUUGGUCUUUUGACUUCCAGGUUUCCAGAUCAAGACAUUCGUGAAGUCGCCGUUCAACAAUUAGACACCCUCUUGACUGAUGAGCUGCUGGACUGCCUCCCACAGCUAGUGCAAGCUGUCAAGUUUGAGUGGAACCUCGAAAGUCCCUUGGUGGAACUCCUGCUUUGCCGCUCCUUGCAAAGCAUCCGAGUGGCUCACCGUCUGUACUGGCUGCUGCGGGAUGCACAAGGUGAAGUCUACUUUAAAAGCUGGUAUCAGGAGCUGUUGGCCGCUCUCCAGUUCUGUGCAGGAGAAGCCCUGAAUGAAGAGCUUUCCAAGGAGCAGAGACUGGUCAAACUUCUGGGUGAUAUUGGAGAAAAAGUGAAAUCGGCCAGUGACCCUCAGAAAAAGGAUGUGCUAAAGAAAGAGAUUGGCAGUCUAGAAGAAUUCUUUAAAGAUAUAAAGACUUGCCAUCUUCCUCUGAACCCAGCACUGUGCAUAAAAGGAAUUGAUCGGGAUGCUUGCUCGUAUUUCACAUCUAACGCUUCACCAUUGAAGAUUACUUUCAUCAAUGCUAAUCCAAUGGGCAACAACAUCAGUGUUAUUUUUAAGGCUGGGGACGAUCUUCGGCAGGAUAUGCUUGUUCUGCAGCUUAUUCAAGUGAUGGACAACGUUUGGCUGCAGGAGGGCCUCGAUAUGCAAAUGAUCAUUUAUGGAUGUCUAUCCACAGGAAGAGCCCAAGGAUUCAUAGAGAUGGUGCCUGACGCUGUAACGCUUGCCAAGAUCCAUCUGCACUCUGGGCUGAUAGGACCACUGAAAGAAAACACCAUCAAGAAGUGGUUCAGUCAGCACAACCACUUAAAGGAAGAUUAUGAAAAGGCCUUGAGGAACUUCUUUUACUCUUGUGCUGGCUGGUGUGUGGUGACAUUCAUCUUGGGAGUCUGCGACCGACAUAAUGACAAUAUCAUGCUGACAAAGUCAGGCCACAUGUUUCAUAUUGACUUUGGAAAAUUCUUGGGUCAUGCGCAAACAUUUGGCGGUAUCAAAAGGGACAGAGCCCCUUUCAUUUUUACUUCAGAGAUGGAGUACUUUAUUACGGAGGGUGGAAAAAACACACAGCAUUUUCAAGACUUCGUGGAGCUUUGCUGCAGAGCUUACAACAUCGUCAGGAAACACAGCCAGUUGAUCCUGAGCCUUCUAGAAAUGAUGCUGCAUGCAGGACUGCCUGAGCUAAGGGGAAUCGAAGACCUGAAGUAUGUACAUAACAAUCUCCGCCCACAAGACACAGACCUGGAAGCCACAAGUCAUUUCACCAAGAAGAUAAAGGAAAGUCUGGAAUGCUUCCCAGUUAAAUUGAAUAACCUGAUCCACACACUUGCGCAGAUGCCAGCCUUAAGCCUUGCCAAACCUGUCCCCCAGACUCUUCUCCAGGAAUCCUGCAGCCUGAAUAAGACCAGGACAAUUCAGAGAGUCACAAUUUUAGGAUUCAGCAAGACACACAGCAACCUGUACCUGAUUGAGGUGACAUGCAGCGACAACAGGAGAAGUCUGAUCAAGAAGUCCUUCGAGCAGUUUUACAGACUUCACAGCCAAAUGCAGAAGCAGUUCUCCUCAUUGGCUCUCCCAGAGUUUCCUCACUGGUGGCAUCUACCUUUCACAGACUCGGGUCACAAGAGAAUCAGAGACCUGAGUCACUACGUGGAACAGGUGCUACGCGGACCCUAUGAAGUUGCAAAUAGUGAUUGUGUACUUAGCUUUUUUCUCUCUGAACAUACUCAACCAACACUUGAAGACUCUCCAUUUGUGGACCCAGGUGAGACCUCUCCAGACAAGAGCCCUAAGGUGCAGUUACAGAUGACGUAUGAGGACUCGAAGCUCACCAUCCUAGUGAAACACUUGAAAAACAUCCAUCUCCCAGAUGGCUCUGUGCCCAGUGCACAUGUUGAAAUUUAUCUUCUACCACAUCCCAGUGAAGUUCGGAGGAAGAAAACAAAGUGUGUUCCAAAAUGCACUGACCCAACUUACAAUGAAAUUGUGGUAUAUGAUGAAGUCUUGGGGCUCCAGGGCCAUGUUUUAAUGCUUAUCGUGAAGAGCAAAACUGUAUUUGUGGGAGCAGUUAACAUCCAACUCUGCAGUGUUCCCCUCAAUGAAGAAAAGUGGUACCCACUAGGAAACAGUAUCAUCUGACUAGCACCAGGAGUGUAUGCUUUAUGGAUUAAGUACUUGUAUGUUUUCAGCUUCUACUUCCCUCUAUCACGUACGCAAAGCAUCUUUCUUCUGCAAGAUAGCUUCGAGCAGCGCUUCUCAGACUUCCUUGUGCUGUGACCCUUUAAUACAGCUCCUCAUGUUGUGGUGACCCAAACCAUACAAUUAUUUUAGUUGCCACUUCAUAAUUGUAAUUUUGAUACUGUUGAGAAUUGCAAUGUAAAUAUCUGAUAUGCUGAAUAUCUACUAUGUGAACCAUGUGGUAAAAGGGUCAUUUGACUUCCCCAAAGGGUUAUGACCUAUGGGUUGAGAACUAUAAGAAUGUGAAGGUCACAGAAGAACCAGAUCAAAAUCAGCCUUUUGUAGCUAUUUCUUCCCUACCUUCUCCUUAUUUUCUUAUUGUAUUUUCUCCUUGGAAUAUUUAUCAUGUAAAAUUCCAUAUGCAAAGUAAUCAAAGAAUGAUUAUUUUUAAUAUGCAUUUUGAAAGCAACAUAAGUUCACAUUUUGUCUUAAUUGCUUGUUGAGGUCAAAAAUUAUAUUUUCAAGGUGUUUCUCUAAAGCUGGGAGAAGCUCAUGAAUAAAUCUAAAGGCUAAGGACGCCUGCAAUAUAUUCCAAGCUUAAAUAUGUGUACAAACCACAUGUCUACUCAUGAGUGGAUUUACUGAGAGAACUGGUGAUCUCCAACCAUGUGUUAUAAUUUUUCUAUGAAACAAAAAGGCCUAAGACUUCCUAUUACAUAGAUUUUUUUUUCUUUAAGGAUUUCACGCCUGUAUAUAAUGCCUUUCAUUACUCUAGUUUCUCUCUGGUUUAGUUGCCCCCACACCUAUCAACAAUUGUUCUUCUCAAAAAAUCUUGUAUUCCUAUAGGGAAUUUUGUUUUUAAGAUGGGCAUCUUACUAUAAUAUCCUAGCUGACCUAGAACUCACUAUGUAGACCAAGCUGGGCCCAAACUCACAGUGGUCCUCCUGCCUCUGUUUCCCUACUGCUGGGAUUCCAGGUCAUUGGACCUGGUCUGUAAUCUUUAAGUUCAGCUCUUAGAAUUUGAUAUUGACUAGUCCAUUGUCAUUGUGUCUUCCAGCCUCUGCCAUCCUCAAACUCAGAAUGUCCGACUUUCAAGCUCCCUGUGGAAAACUCCUUCUCACUUGUUACUCACUAUUAUUGCACUUGAACCUACCCCUUGUUCUCACCAUGAACAGAACAGAUGAUCUUAUAGAGUGUUACCUACAUAGUAGACAAAGCCAGAGUAGUAUGCCUUCAAGAUAAUCAAACGAGGUUUUAAAAAUAAAAC
Molecule: messenger RNA, 5958 nt
Organism: Mus pahari (shrew mouse)
Lineage: Eukaryota; Metazoa; Chordata; Mammalia; Rodentia; Muridae
Gene: Pik3c2g
Product: phosphatidylinositol-4-phosphate 3-kinase catalytic subunit type 2 gamma
Exons: 34
Coding region: 132-4652 (1506 amino acids)
Biological process (GO): cell migration; phosphatidylinositol 3-kinase/protein kinase B signal transduction; phosphatidylinositol-3-phosphate biosynthetic process
Cellular component (GO): plasma membrane; phosphatidylinositol 3-kinase complex; cytoplasm
Molecular function (GO): 1-phosphatidylinositol-3-kinase activity; 1-phosphatidylinositol-4-phosphate 3-kinase activity; phosphatidylinositol binding
Source: RefSeq, a predicted model, not a curated record